This is a messenger RNA of Dermacentor andersoni, 3824 nucleotides long. Its product is annotated as probable ATP-dependent RNA helicase DHX34. The record is from RefSeq and is a predicted model, not a curated record. Lineage: Eukaryota; Metazoa; Arthropoda; Arachnida; Ixodida; Ixodidae. Gene Ontology annotation, molecular function: ATP binding; helicase activity; RNA binding. Gene Ontology annotation, cellular component: intracellular anatomical structure.
CAUGCCCACAUGGCUGCACAUCGCAUCGGUUUCGUUCUCCGCGCUCUCACUGUAAAGAACGAAAAGAACAGUCGAAAUGGGUAGAGAACGCGACAGGAGUGACCGUCGCGAAUCAAGUCACAAACGCAAGCUCAGUGACGACCGCGGUGACCGCGACAGCGAUCGCAGCAAGCACGGGCGACGGCACAGCUCAUCGAGGUGUGACAGUGAAGAUCACGGUGAUCGCGACAGUAGCCACAGAAAACAUAGGCGACGAUACAGCUCACCAAGGCGUGAUAGUGACUACCAAAAUGAUCGCGACAGCGCGCCGAGGAAGCACGGACAACGGGACAGUGGGCCAAGAGAUAGCGACCGGGUCCCACCGAAACCAAACAGUCGAACUUCAGAAUGCAAGGACCUGUCGCAAUUUCGCCAUGACCUCACGCGAAUAUUUUUUGGUGACAACAGCCCUAUCAAAAGGCAUUCUAAGCAGUAUGACAACUUUUGGACAUUCCUCAAGAAGUAUGAAGAGCGAAAGCAGAAAACCGCAACUGAGGCUGGGACUUCGAAACCUGACCCAUUGGAGUGUGCUGACCCAUCACUGGGCCUACCUGCAAUUUACGAUCCUCUCCACAAAGUGAACUUUUCCAUGUUCCCUGAGGAGCCCAGAGUCCUCAUGCUCGAUGCCGGUGUUCACAUUGACAGCAGUGACACGUCACAGUCGCUUACCGAAGAGGAAGUGGCCGAAGUGCGAAAUGUUUUCCACCUCUAUCUUGACUUCCUCCAAAGACAAAAGUUUCUGAAGCUCAAGAAACUGCGUGAAUUCCAAAAGAACCUCCCCAUCGCUCAGUACAAGGACACCAUCCUGAAAGUGGUGUCGGAGAACAGUGUCGUGCUGAUCGCUGGCGACACCGGUUGUGGGAAAUCUACACAGAUACCACAGUACCUACUCAGCGGUGGACUAGAAGGCAUCGUAUGCACACAGCCACGAAGGAUUGCUGCAAUCUCCCUGUGCAAACGUGUUGCCUAUGAGACAUUGAACGAGUACGGAACCCACAUUGGGUACCAGAUUCGGUUCGAGAAGCGCCGCAGCAAGCACACGAAGAUGCUGUUCCUGACAGAGGGACUGCUGCUACGACAGAUUGCCAGUGACCCCAUGCUGAAGGAAUACAAUGUCAUCAUCCUUGAUGAAAUUCACGAGCGACAUCUCACGUGUGACUUUCUCUUGGGCGUUGUGAAGUGCCUUAUGCAGCACAGGAAAGACUUGAAGAUCAUCCUGAUGUCUGCAACCAUUAACAUCCAGCUUUUCUCCCAGUAUUUCUACAACUGUCCUGUUGUACAGGUGCCUGGACGGCUGUUCCCGAUUCAAAUACAGUACCACCCGGUCACUGUGGAGGAAAAACGUUCUCGUACGGGCCGUCUCAAUCCCGCUCCCUAUGUCAAGUUGCUGAGCCUCAUCGACAACAAGUACCCCAGCAACGAGCGUGGUGACCUGCUGAUAUUCUUGAGUGGCAUGAGCGAGAUCUCGGCCGUGCAAGAGGCAGCAGAAGAGUAUGCCAACCAAAAUGGCCACUGGGUCAUCCUCCCCUUGCACAGUACACUUUCGCUGGCUGAACAGGACAAGGUUUUCGACUAUGCACCAGAGAAGGUACGAAAGUGCAUUCUGUCAACCAACAUUGCCGAGACGUCCGUGACCAUUGAUGGUGUUCGGUUUGUCGUGGACUCUGGGAAAGUGAAGGAGAUGAGUUACGACUCAGCCAGCCACAUGCAAAAGCUCAAGGAGUUCUGGAUCAGCCGUGCCAGCGCUGAACAACGCAAAGGUCGUGCAGGCAGAACAGGGCCUGGUGUGUGUUUUCGGCUCUACUCUGAGGCCGAGUACGAGGCGCUGGCCGCAUACUCGACACCAGAGAUCCAGCGCGUGCCCCUCAAUUCGCUGCUGCUCCAGCUUGUGGCGCUCGGACUGCCAGAUGUACGGAAGUUUCCCUUCCUGGAGCCGCCGCCCUCAGAGAGCAUAGAGGAGGCAGUCCAGACACUCAAGGAACAGGGCGCCCUCACCGCGGACGAAGACCUGACGCCAACAGGCCGGAUUCUGGCACAGCUUCCAGUGGACGUCACCAUUGGGAAAGUCCUCAUUCUUGGCUGCGUCUUUCGGCUGGUCGACCCCAUACUGUCACUCGCCGCUGCCCUUAGCAUCCAGUCCCCAUUUACGCAGAGGUCGUUUCGAGACCUUGACGCUUCGGCAGCACGCAAGAGCGUGGACUCUGACCACGGUGACCCAUUUACGUUGCUGAACGCGUACCACGAAUGGCUUUCAGCCAAGUCGAGCUAUGGCGAAGACACAAGAAAAUGGUGUCGCCGUCUGGGGCUGGAAGAGCAGCGUUUUUACGAGAUGACCAAGCUGCGAAGCCAGUUCAAGCAGCUGCUUCAGGAGGUGGGCCUGAUGGAGAGUGAAGUUGAGGUCGUGGACAGUGUUGCCCGAAUCCAGCGCCAUGGCGAGAUGAAGCAGCUGAGAGAUCUGCGGCGGCAGCUGCAGAAGGCGCCGCGAAAGAAGCGCGUGCUCCGUGUCGGCCACUGGGGCGACGAGGACGAGGAAGAUGAGCAAGUCGACAUCAAGGAUGUUGAGUUCAGGCUGCAGCAGGACCCUACCUUAGUUCAGGAGUUCCUUCGUCGCAGCCGCAGUUUCGGCUUCCACGACCUCAGCCUGAUGAAGCUGAUCUUGUGCUCUGGUGUGUACCCUCAGAUUGCCAUCUCGGAUGACCACAAUUCGUACAAACGAGACUCGGACCAACUUUUCCACACCAAAGGCAAAGGGUUUGUGGUCCUCCAUCCCAACAGCGUCCUCGCACUGCAUGCGGAGGUGCUGCGUCUGGACGAUAUGGAUGUCUUGAUGGUCCCCAACUUCAGGAGUAACCUGCCCGUCAGCGCGAAGCACCAAGUUGUAGCGUUCAUGUCUUUGCUGGAAACAACCAAGCCCUAUUUGCUGAACUGCUUAAGGGUGCAGUGUGUCCAGAUGUUGUUGUUGGUCUCUUCUGCCAUAGAUUCCAGCAUGACAAUGUCAAGGUUGGUCUUUGACGAAUUUGUUGAAGUUACCUUUCCUGAUCCGGACGAAGCUCUGCAACUUCUGCUUAAGGUCCUCGCUGCACGAAGCCUUUAUGAGAGACUGGUUGACUACAUGCUCGAAGAAACACUGUCUUCUGAGGAAAAAAAAGAGCCCAGCUCAAAGGUGAGGCGCAUGCAGAAGCAGUUGCGAAAGAGAUAUGACGCCGUGCUGAAGACGGAGAUUGCCUACACGGUGAAGCGUCUGCUGCCUGCCGACGUGAAGCAUCUCUACGCUGGUGCUCAAGCAUUCCGUGCACUAGCACAAGAAAAUGAAGACCACCUGUCUGAAGAUCGCUUUAAAGUGAAUCCGAGAAAAGGAGGAGUUUUCAUCAGCGGCUACUUCACCUUUGGAUGCCUUGAAGAAAUCAGCAUGCCUGAGGAGACGCUCAUGAACAAAACAUGCAAGUGCCCCCUAUGCGACAUGGAGCUCCCGUUCGCAGUUAUGGAUGCUGUUCUUCACUUGGACUCUUGUGACAAGGACAACCUAAUCACCAAAGAUGCUGAAAGCUGCCCCCAGGCAGAAGAGGAGGUAGCAGGCGAGGAGCAGAAUGAUCCUUUGAAAAAGGCUUAUUUCUGCAAGGAGUGCAACAGGGAGCUGCGGCUGACGUUGCCGGAGAUAUUCCAGCACAGAAAGACACACCAGUCUACGUCGCAAGAUGGAUGAAAAAGCACUGGACACACUCUCGGAGACUAACCCAGGAAUCCCGCUGCAACCAUGUCCUUUAGGAUCUGCGGGUUGCCGCCUU